AUGGAUUCUGUUUGCAUAACAUUUCCUAUUAAUGAUCAAUUUUGGUCCAUUGUUCUAAGUUUAAAGACACUACAUUCACUUAGAAUAUUAUCUCAUACUGACACUUAUCAAUCUCAAUUACAAGUUUUACUUGAUCGUGCACCGUAUCUUUAUCGUCUAGAUAUUAGACAAGAAGUAUUAUUACCAUUACAAAUUUCAUUAUUCAAAUAUAAUAAUGCAUCAGUUCGUCAACUUUAUUUACAGAAAUAUAAUUAUCGAUUCAAUGAAGAAGAAUGUGAUACAUUGACUCAUUCACCAUUGGAAGUCCAAUGUGAAAUACUUCCUAUUCAAGUUAAAAAUCGUGAAAGUAUUAUCAUUCUUGUUAAAAAUAUGAUCAGUCUUCGAGCACUACAUAUUCAAUGUGAAGAUGAUGAAUAUUCUAAAUAUUUGCCAUUAAUAGAAAACGUUAAUGAAUCUCAUCAGACAAAUAAAACAGACAAAGACGAGUUAAUUCAAUGGUUAAAAGAUAAUUUAUCAUCGACAUAUUUGAUUUCGAGAGAUCCAAAAUCUAUCAAUUGUAUUCGACUAUGGAUUCGAUAA
Molecule: messenger RNA, 579 nt
Organism: Rotaria sp. Silwood2
Lineage: Eukaryota; Metazoa; Rotifera; Eurotatoria; Philodinida; Philodinidae
Source: the annotation of a GenBank genome assembly